AUGAACAAAUGGAUAACUAAGUGGCUCAAAAUAUAUCUUAAAUCAUACAUAAAUCUAAUAUUAUAUUAUAGAAACGUAUACCCAUCUACAACGUUCGAUUUUACUACAUAUCAAACAUUCAAUUUACCUCAAUUCACCCCUAUUAAUAGACAUCCACAAUUACAAUCAUACAUUGAAGAAUUAAUCUUGGAUCUAUUAUCUAAAUUGAAUCAUAUUUACCAUAUUUCCCUUUGUAUCAUUAAUAAAUCCAACGAAAUUUGUGUUGAGAAAUAUGUCCUAGAUUUUGGAGAAUUUAAACAUAUCACAACCACAACAAAUAACGCCAGAGAUGAUGGUGAUGAUGAUGAAGAUAACCAAAUUCUAAGUGAAUCAGAAGUAUUCGAUGAAUUUAGAUCAAGUUUGAAUAGUUUAAUUUCUCAUUUGGAAAAAUUACCUAAAAUUAAAGAUAAUAUGGUAACUUUCCAGAUUGUUAUUAACGCAGUGGAAUUACAAUUAGGGCAUCAUCCUCAUUAUUCUUUGAAUCAUGAAUCAAUUAAUAAUGAGAAUGAGCUUUUACAAUUUGAUAGGGACGUUAAUUGGGUUAAAUGUAAAGAAGACGAAAAUUUACCAAAAUACGAUUAUACUACUACCAGAAACAACAACAAUCAUGAAUUAAAUCAACCGAGGAUUAAAAUGUCUUCUCUUGUUGGUUGUGAUGUUGGUCCCAUGAUUAUUCAUCAAUUUUCUGAAAGAUUAAUCCUAAGAGCCAGUUUAAAUGGGGAUGAUAAUGAAGAUGAAGAUGAAGAUGUAUAUUUAAAUAAUGAUGUUAAUAAUAAAGAUGGAUUUAGUAGUUUAGAUUCGUUCCCCUAA
Molecule: messenger RNA, 849 nt
Organism: Naumovozyma dairenensis CBS 421
Lineage: Eukaryota; Fungi; Ascomycota; Saccharomycetes; Saccharomycetales; Saccharomycetaceae
Gene: REV7
Product: Rev7p
Exons: 1
Coding region: 1-849 (282 amino acids)
Cellular component (GO): zeta DNA polymerase complex
Source: RefSeq, a predicted model, not a curated record